Haliotis rufescens (red abalone) is the source of this 1472-nucleotide messenger RNA. RefSeq names its product bone morphogenetic protein 4-like. Gene Ontology annotation, molecular function: cytokine activity; type I activin receptor binding; growth factor activity. The record is from RefSeq and is a predicted model, not a curated record. NCBI's taxonomy places the organism in Eukaryota, Metazoa, Mollusca, Gastropoda, Lepetellida, Haliotidae. Gene Ontology annotation, biological process: BMP signaling pathway; SMAD protein signal transduction. Gene Ontology annotation, cellular component: extracellular region. Bases 76 to 1047 code for a protein of 323 amino acids. The transcript has 3 exons.
ACUACCAGAUGCUUUUUACAAGCGGUUGACGGACAUCGGAUUGUGUGAGUGAGCACUUUUAACGGAGGCAACAUCAUGAAUUGGAUAUUAUUAUUGAAUGCAUACCUCUAUGUGUCGAUGCCUUUCAACGGCGGUGCUUUACGGGAGUCCACCAUUGAGAAUCUGUUGACAGAGGUCGAUGUGUCUUUGAGCCAUCGACCAUCAGAAGACAGAGUGCCAGCAUUUAUGCAUCUUUUGUACGGGGAUCUGAAGCAGGAGAUGUUGCGUAGUCACAUGACGUCAUGGGAGAUGUACGCUCGCAGUCCAGUUAUUCGAUCCUUCCGGGCAAGAUCAAAAGAUAAUUCCGGCAGAAGGUUCAAAUUCGAAAUACCGUCAUCACUCAAGCUCAACGACAUACACGACGCGUAUUUGAUCGUGAAUGCAUCGCACGUCAACGUCACGGCCAAGUAUAGAGGAAGACCACUGGAAAGACAUUACGCAUCAUUUUCUAACAAUUACUACGCAUUCAAUGUCGUGGAGGAAGUGAUUACUACACGAAAUGAAAAUCGCAGCCGAAUUCACUUUCACUUUCCACACACUCGGCAUAUGUCGGCUCGGGAUGUGUCCCUGGUGGUGUAUCAACACAUUGCGGCACAGACGCUUGAUCAUGCACGGCGCAAGAGGAACACAUUCCAAAACACAUCGUUGUAUUUCUUUCAAAGUUUAACCCAGAAUAGCAUCGGAGAUGUGGAUGAUCGUGACUGUCGCCGCAUGGAAUGGGAUGUGAAUUUUGAUGCGAUCAGCUGGUUUUGGAUCAUUGCCCCAAAUACUGUGUCAGCCGGAGUGUGCCGAGGAGAUUGUAGUUUACUGUCGACAAAUCAAAACACUACUAACUAUACGUUCAUGAAGACAAUGUAUCACAUCCAAAACAACGAUGGGGCAAUUCCUCAUGCAUCGUGUGUGCCCACAUUACUAGCUCCCAUGACUAUCAUAUACUACGAUAGGCAAUUUAAUGUGAUUACUCGGAUCGUGCCGGAAUUCAUUGUGGCUGGGUGUGGCUGUAGGUGACACUUCACACGGGAAAAGCGGAAGUUUACGAGAACUGGAUUGUCAAACAAGGUCCUCAGAAUGUUUCUGAGUGACAGAACGAAGUUGCCUGAGCGUGGUGGCAGCGAAGGACAUUAGCUGGUUCUGGAGCAGGUGGCUAGGGUGAGUUGCGUCCAAACCGUCAACAUAUCCCUCACACAUUCAACGUACUUCAUUGUGUUCUGGUUUCACCAAUAUCCCGGGCGCCACGUGCAGAACUGACACUUGACAUAUAAAACGAAACUGGUUCACAGACGUUUGCAUGGACACGUAUAUCGAAGUACAGACGAACUUGUAUUCAUUAAAAGGAUUGAACAUAAUUAGCCGGUAUAUGCACAUAUAUAGAGGUUAUCACGCGAGUGUGUUUGGGGAUGGUAAAUAUCCUGCAUUAGGAAUAAACAUUGUAU